AUGGUAACCGUAGUCACCAUUGUCUCCAGGAUCAUGGUUAUCAUGACUUCCAAUAAAAUUCCUAACAAAGGAUAUCCACAUACGGACAAGAAACUCUCGGAUAUCAAUAACGUGCCUGGAAUUCAUUCAGACGACCAAAAGGUGAAUGAAGGGUCAAGCACAGGUCACUUGUUUUUUCCUGAGGAUCGUCCGUUAAAUGGAUAUAUAGUGUAUGACUGCAGUAAACGACACAUGGGUCUGUGUGGCGGAUGGUCAGACAGACUGUCCGGUAUACUAAGUACAUUUGGAAUAGCCAUCGUAGCACGCCGACACUUCAAGAUUAAUCAUGAUAAACCGUGUGCUUUUGACACUUUUCUUGAACCUAACAAAUAUAACUGGAAAAUUGACGAAUCUAAAGUACCACGAAACACCCAGUAUAUGAAUUUGAUUGACAAUAACUCCUACAAACUCAGAGUCCAGACUGUAACGACUAAUCAUCUUGAAAAUGCGUUUCUACAAAAUGUCACUUUUAUCCGAAUGAAUUGGGAUAUGACACGGGACUUUAGAAAACGACCAAACAUCGCUGGAGAUUUUCCUUGGGUUUCAAAACUACAAUACGCUGAUAUAUAUUCCGAACUGUAUCAUUACCUUUUUAAACCCGGCAAAACUGUUCUAGACAAAUUUGCUGAGAUUCAGGAAAGAAGAAAGCAUAAAUUAUUAGCAUGCUCACAUUCGCGCGCGGGAGACAUUGGUAAUAAACCCAGAGAUUUUUCAAAAAUUUGGAAAUUUCUUUCAAAAUUAGACCGUUCUAAAUAUGAUAUAUUCAUAGCAUCCGAUCAGCAAUAUGUGCGGGAUGCUGGCAUUAAAUUUCUUCAAGGGUAUGACAUCAUCACCUUGUCGGGUACGCUGGGAAAUAUGGAUCACGGUUCAGUAGGAUGUGAUGUAUUUAUGACAAGUAUGGUGGAUUUUUACACCUUGACAACAUGUGACUUACUUGUCAUCACGGACAGCGGUUUCAGUAUCAUGUCCGCGUACAUCCGGGAUACCUCCGACAACCUUUACUGCAUGGGAGGUAAUGAUGUGUUUCCUUGCUCUAGAUACAAUCUAGAGGAUAUCUAUCCGGGCAACAUGCUUGCUCCACCAUUAAAAUUAAGUUAA
Messenger RNA from Ylistrum balloti, 1137 nucleotides. RefSeq lists its product as uncharacterized. Lineage: Eukaryota; Metazoa; Mollusca; Bivalvia; Pectinida; Pectinidae. Bases 1 to 1137 code for a protein of 378 amino acids. The record is from RefSeq and is a predicted model, not a curated record. The transcript has a single exon.